Molecule: messenger RNA, 1491 nt
Organism: Eutrema salsugineum
Lineage: Eukaryota; Viridiplantae; Streptophyta; Magnoliopsida; Brassicales; Brassicaceae
Product: probable E3 ubiquitin-protein ligase ARI11
Biological process (GO): protein polyubiquitination; ubiquitin-dependent protein catabolic process; positive regulation of proteasomal ubiquitin-dependent protein catabolic process
Cellular component (GO): cytoplasm; ubiquitin ligase complex
Molecular function (GO): zinc ion binding; ubiquitin conjugating enzyme binding; ubiquitin protein ligase activity
Source: RefSeq, a predicted model, not a curated record
AUGGAUUAUUCUGAUGAUGACAUACUCGACAUCGAGUCAGGGGAGGAUAGUUUGUACAAUGACGAAGGUUCCGAUAUGGAUUACGGAUUCGCCGAGGAAACAUCUAAACGAGCUCACGUAAAAUUCGUAGUUCUCAACGAAGAAGAUAUUCGCAAGCAUCAAAGAGAUGAUAUUGAACGAGUUUCUACUGUUCUCUACAAGCAAGUCGAAGCGAUCGCUCUCCUUCUUCACUAUCAGUGGAGUGUUGCUAGAGUCGAAGAUGAAUGGUUUACUGAAGAAACAAGAGUCCGUAAAACCGUUGGUCUGUUCAAGGAGCCUGUCGUUGAUGUUAAUGACAGAGAAGUGAAUAUUGAAUGUGGUAUUUGCUUUGAAACGUAUCUUCAAAAGGAAAUCACAAGGGUUUCUUGUGGUCAUCCUUUUUGCAAAACUUGUUGGAAAGGUUACAUCACUGCGAAAAUCAAUGAUGGUCAAGCAUGCUUGAUGGUUAAAUGUCCUGAGCCUUCUUGUUCUGCUGUGGUAAGUCAAGAUAUGGUCAAUAAGGUUAUAACCAAGGAAGAAGAUAAGCAGAAAUAUUAUAGAUAUUUUUUUAGGUCUUAUGUUGAAGCUAGCGGGAAAAAGAUCAAAUGGUGUCCAUCACGGGGAUGCGAAUACGCCAUAGAUUUUGGAAGUAGAAGUGGAAGUGAAGAUUAUGAUGUUUCUUGUUUGUGUUCUUUUGAGUUUUGCUGGAAUUGUAGUGAAGAUGCUCACCGUCCUGUGGAUUGCGGCACGGUGUCAAAAUGGAUUCUUAAGAACAGUGAUGAAUCCGAGAACACGAAUUGGAUACUUGCUAACACAAAGCCUUGUCCUAAGUGCAAGCGUCAGAUCGAGAAGAACCAGGGAUGUAACCAUAUGACAUGCUCCAUUUGUGGACAUCACUUUUGUUGGCUUUGUCUUGCUAGUGGUGGUUACGAGCACGUGUGCCAUAGGUUUAAGGGUGAUCAUGAUGAUGCUAAUGAUCAGAGAAUUAGGGCAAAAAAUGCGAUAGAUAAAUACACGCAUUAUUAUGAAAGAUGGGCAGGCAAUCAAUCUUCGAGGCUAAAGGCUAUGGGAGAUUUGGAGAAGUUGCAAUCGGUACAGCUUAAGAAGCUUAGUGAUAGACAGUCCACACCAGAAUCUCAGCUCCAAUUCAUUGUAGAGGCAUGGCGUCAGAUCAUAGAAUGUAGGAGGGUGCUGAAAUGGACAUAUGCAUAUGGAUACUACCUUCCUGAGCAAGAAUAUGCUAAAAGACAAUUAUUCGAGUAUUUGCAAGGUGAGGCUGAAGUUGGUUUGGAGAGGCUUCACCAUUGCGCAGAGAUGGAGUUGAAUCAGUUUGUCUCUGAAAUUGAAGAUUCAUCUAAAAAUUUCGAUGAAUUUCGGACGAAAAUAAUUGGUUUGACUAAAGUAACUAAAACCUACUUCGAGAAUCUGGUGAAAGCUUUGGAGAAUGGUCUUGCUGAUGUGGAACACAAUUAG